Messenger RNA from Camelina sativa (false flax), 1544 nucleotides. RefSeq names its product growth-regulating factor 7-like. Gene Ontology annotation, biological process: regulation of DNA-templated transcription; developmental process; DNA-templated transcription. NCBI's taxonomy places the organism in Eukaryota, Viridiplantae, Streptophyta, Magnoliopsida, Brassicales, Brassicaceae. The record is from RefSeq and is a predicted model, not a curated record. Gene Ontology annotation, molecular function: ATP binding. Gene Ontology annotation, cellular component: nucleus.
AUUAGUAUGAUAUGAAAGUAAAGGCAAGCAACGUUUUACUCAUUAUCUUCACACCAAAUCUAUAUAGCCCACACAACCUUCAGUAAAACGUAUCUUUUACUUUCUUUCUUUUGAAAAAAGAAGUCACAUGUUCUUAAGUGUCUUCUCAUGAAGAUAUAAAGGGAAAUAACCAAAUCUCAAAAGCUUUACAAAAGAGUUUCUUUUUUAAAUCUCAAACCCUCUCAUGGACUUUCUCAAAGUUUCAGACAAGACAACAGUUCCAUGUAGAAGUGAUUCUAUGUUUGGUUUGAAUCAGCAACAAUACAUGGAGAUUCAUCCUCAUCCUCAUCCUCAUCAUGCCAUUACUCCUUAUUCAGGAAACGGAGUUUUGGGUUGUUAUUACUAUUAUCCUUUCACAAACGCACAACUAAAGGAGCUUGAGAGACAAGCGAUGAUCUACAAGUACAUGAUCGCAUCUCUUCCAGUUCCUUUCGAUCUCCUUGUUUCGUCAUCAUCCUCUCCCUGUAAUAACAAAAACAUCGCCGGAGAUCUAGAGCCGGGAAGAUGCCGGAGAACAGACGGGAAGAAAUGGAGAUGCGCUAAAGAAGUCGUCUCUAAUCACAAAUACUGUGAAAGACACUUACACAGAGGCCGUCCUCGUUCAAGAAAGCAUGUGGAACCUCCUUAUUCUCGCCCUAACAACAAUGGUGGUUCUGUUAAAAACAGAGAUCUCAAAACUCUCCCUCAAAAGCUUUCUAGUAGUUCCGUAAAAGACAAGAUACUUGAGCCAGUGGAGGUUUCUUCAUCCCUCUCAAACUACAUAGAAUCAAGAGGAGGCGAGAUGUUUCCUGUACCGUCGACAACAGAACAAGAGAACAAGUAUCUCAAUUUCAUCGAUGUCUGGUCAGAUGGAGUAAGAUCAUCAGAGAAACAGAGUACAACAACUACAACACCUACACCUGUUUCUUCAUCCAAUGGCAAUCUCUCUCUGUACUCGCUUGAUCUUUCAAUGGGAGGAAACAACUUAAUGGGCCAAGACGAAAUGGGCUUGAUCCAAAUGGGUUUAGGGGUAAUCGGGUCGGGUCGUGAGGAUCAUCACGGGUAUGGUCCUUAUGGUGUGUCUGCUUCACUAGAGGAGAUGUCAAGCUGGCUUGCUCCGAUGUCUACCACGCCUGGAGGACCAUUAGCGGAGAUACUUAGGCCUAGUGCGAAUUUGGCUAUCUCCGGCGAUAUUGAAUCGUAUAGUUUGACGGCGACUCCAAGCUCGUCGCCGUCUAGAGUGGUGAAGAAGAUGAUGACUAGUUCAGUUUCCGACGAGAGCAGCCAGAUUUAGAGAUUAUGGAGUUUGGUAAUAACGACUUUUUUUGUGUGUGUGUCUUUUGGCCUUUCUUUAAUCUUGUGCCUGUAAACUGUAAACAGUCACUUUGAUUAAUUAUGGAGUUAAUUAUUUUCAAUCAAUGCUAUUUUAGUGAAAUUAGAUUUUUUAAAGUUUUUAAUUAUAAUAAAAUAAAAUGAUAAAUCGAAUUAGAUUUGAUUAUAUUCUGUGUGUGGCUGUGUUUGUUUUC